Schistosoma haematobium is the source of this 3533-nucleotide messenger RNA. RefSeq lists its product as uncharacterized. Lineage: Eukaryota; Metazoa; Platyhelminthes; Trematoda; Strigeidida; Schistosomatidae. The transcript is spliced from 9 exons. The record is from RefSeq and is a predicted model, not a curated record. Gene Ontology annotation, biological process: signal transduction. The coding region runs from base 34 to 2046 and encodes 670 amino acids.
GGUUACUGUUGAAGGGUACUUUGCGCGCUGUACAUGAAUUGUAGUCCCAUUAUGAGCUCAGAUGACAAAAAAGAAACGGAAACAUCCAACGAAUGUGAUGAGGGCUUUCUACCUGAUGCGGAUACUACUUUGGAACCUCCGCGAUUCUCUAUAGCCAUGAAAAUGAAUCUUCAUGAUAAGGAUAAAGACACAUUGCUACCUCCUUCACCUCCAAAGUUUGUGUCAAUGAAUCAACUUGCGGAAGCAGCUAAAGCAUUCUAUAAUAUGUCUUUAGCACAUGAAAUAACUGUGGAUUCUGAGUUUAGACUGGAAAAAUAUGAACCACAAGAAAAAAGUUUGGAAUAUUGUAUUAAAGAAACAAUGCAUAGAGCAUUUUGGGAUAUUUUACGAUCUAGUUUAGAUUGUGAUCCUCCAGACUAUGAACCAGCUUUACGCUUACUGGAAGAAGUUAAACAGUCAUUACAAAGUUUAGUUUUGCCUAAUCAAACAACAUUGAAAACACUUAUUGAAAAUCUUUUGGAUAUGGAUAUAGCUAAAUCUCAAUUAGAAGAAACUGGUUAUUUAAGUUUAGAAAUUUAUAAAAAUGAAGUAAUUAAUUUAAUGAAACAAUUUUGUGCUCCAAUACGUGAUCAAGAAGUUGAAGAUUUAAGAAAAAUCGAUGAUCCAAUUGAUGCAUUCAAAAAUGUCUUUAUUCUACUGGAUAAAAUGCAUAUGGAUUUGGCUAAUUUUACAAUUAAACAAAUGAGACCAUAUAUUCGUCAACAGGCUGUUACUUAUGAACGAACAAAAUUUGCUACAUUUUUAGAAGCUCAACAAAAACUUGGUAUUGAUGGCUUAGCUCAUACACGUGAUUGGAUUAAACAAGCACAUGAUAAUCUUCUUCAUGUAUCACAUCAACCAAUUAAUCAUGAGUGCCCCAAUGCAUCCAGUAAUAUCAGCGCUAAUAAUAAGAACACUCCAGUGGAUCUUAAAAACACUUCAGAUAGUUGUUCUACCACAAGUAAUGAUACUAUCCCAUUGACACCGAAUAAUAUACUACGUGAAGCCUACUUGAAGUUAUUGACAUGGCCACGUGAUCGUGAUUGGCCUGAGACAAUGCUCAUGGAUCAAUAUCGUCUUAUAGAUUUAGGCAAUCAAUUAACUAUUAUUGUCAAUUUAACAUCUCUUGUUCUGGUUGUAUGUAAUUAUAUAGCAUCGAAUGUAUCAACAUUCACUACAACUGGAUUAUCUUCAUUAACUGCAACAAAACCUAUUUUAUCAAUUCCACUUGAAACUAGUUUACCACAUGAUGCAAUGAUACAAUUGAAAAAAUCUAUUUGUCAAGAUGUUGCACCAAUAUUACAUGGAAUCUCUUUAAAUUAUAAACCUGAUCAAUUAGUUGAUGAUAUAAUUGAACAAGUUAUAUUAACCAUUGAAUUAUGGUAUAAUCGAUGCAUACAAUCUUGUAAUUUAGUUACAUCAUCAUCAUCAUCUAACUUAUCAACAUUAACUGAGUAUAAAUCAUUAUGUACAACUGCUUCUAUGACAGAUUAUGGACGUAAUGAAUUAAGCUUACAAUUGACUUCAGUUAUUAUCAGUGAACAUCCUGUUUAUAAACUUAUGUAUAAACGAGCUAUGGAUUUUCUACGCUCUGCAUUGUCGUCCUAUCCUCCUGAACCAUUACCUUUACCUCCAGGUUUCAGUGUUCUACUUGAUCUUGAUCAAGAUAAACUCAGUUCUUCCACCAACGAAAAUGGGACUACUGUUAAUUCUGUUGGGUAUUUACGAAAACCUCCAUUAAACAUCCCGACAACAAUGAUGUCAGGUGGUAGUAGUACCACUACUGGAUUACUUUUUCAUUCUUCCCCUUCUAGUCCACAUAAAGAAUCAAUCAAUAGUUUUAAAACUUCUAAAUUUGAAAUAUUAAGUUUAUCCGAUUUAGCAAGUCGUCUUCUACCAUUAUUAGCUCAUAAUCGUCAUGUAUUUGGUUCAUAUUAUGCUGAAAUUAUUCAACCGUUACUUAUGCCGGAAAUUCAAAAACUUUCUAAUACUAAUAGCGAAAAAUGAUUUCAUAUAUCAUCUCCUUAUAUACAUAUAUAUAUAUAUAGUCAUUGUUUUCGAAUGUAGACAACAACAAGAACUAUCCAUUGUACAUUUAUAAAAACAAACCACUAUUCGUAUUAUUAUUAUUAGCAACCGCAGCAGUAACAUUAGUAAUAGUUCGUUGGUUGGUGGGGGUCUUUUUUCUUACACUAACAAUCAAUUUUUCUAUUCAUUGUCCAAUUGUUUCUUCCAUCUCAUAACUGUUCCCCCUUUUUUUGUCUAUAGGAGAAUAAUAAAUAGUAUAUUGAUUACAAUAUCAUUACUUAUAUGUUCUUCACUACUUUAGUGUUGUCGGUUUUUUUUCUUUCUUUUUUUUUACUGUAUCUGUAUGUGUAGACGUGAUAUCUAUUUUUUUCAAAACAUAAAAGUUGUUAUCCAUAUGAACUUUACUUCACUUUUGUUGUUGUUGUUGUUUAUUUCCACUGAUAGAUGAUUACGUAACCAGUGAGUACUGUAGUUGAAUUAGUUACUUAUUUCAAAUGUUAGUUUAUUGCAUUUUAUGUAUCUUUUCUUUUCUUGUCUUCUCUUCCUUUUCUUUUCUCUUCUUUUUUUCUCAACUUUAGUUUUCAUGUUGUUUGUUUGUUUGUUUGUAUAUAAUUCUCUAAUAUUUCAUUUCAAUGAAAUGAAUAUCCAUCAAAAAUGAUAUUACUAUGAUGUAAUAAUACAAGUAGAUGGUUUAAAGGAAAAAUACCUUAGUGAUUGUUUCCUUUUUAUUACUUUUUUCCUGAAUAACACCAAUGUCACUUGUUUCUUUUAUAUUGGUUACCUAUUAAAAAUCGAUAUUUUGUUCCUUAUUUUUUUUAUUGAUUGUUAACUUUUAAAGAAUUACAUUUCAUUGUAUGUUUUAUUCAAGUACAUUUGUUGCAUGUAUAUUUAGGUUUAUUGACUGAUCCUAUCAUAUUUACACCGAAAUGUAAAUAAAUAAUUAAAGUUCGAUUAAAGGUACAAUAUUAUUGUACUAAUUAUCAUGGUUACGUUGUGAACAUGAAAACUGUUGAUAAUCGAUUAUUACUUCUAGUUUUAGAGAAAACAUCAUGCUUAAAGUUUUGCCAUAGAAACUUAAAUAUUGAGUAGAUACUCUACAGUAAUCAGUGCCAAUUUGGAUUGUUGAGUCAGCUUUCUGAGAACUGCAACAGAGCCUCCAGAGGCCCUAAAGGAACCGAAGAGUCCCAAUCAAUCAGAGCAUGAUGGGGCUAUCUAGAAUAUCAACAUGGCGUGCUACUAUGUGUCAGUAGCAUAAUAUGUCUUUUAGUGGAUUGGUCAAAAUAUGAUGUUGAUUUAACAAAUGUUAACAUUUAUAAAUACUCGUGUUUUUCUGUACAAAAAUGAACCUUUGGAGUAAAGUGUUUUUCGCUUAUUGUGAACCUUUUCUCUCAAGUUCAGAUCACUGCGUAGUUCUAGCUUGCGGGUUACUAGAAUAGCUUAUGAACCGAAUAAAGUGUUCAAAUUAA